AUGUAUUUUGAUUUAUCAGCAUAUUCUACUUCUGAGUUAUCGUCUACUCAUAUCAAUAGUUUGAACACAAGGGUGACAUGUUUCAGUCGGUAUGGCAAUUGCGAGGAAAAUGAAACUUCUAAAACUUUAUUACAUUUUACACAUUAUAAUAACUGUGAUUAUGUUAGUGUCACAUUUAUACUAAUUUCUAAUCAAAUGUUUUCUGUGUAA
Messenger RNA from Phytomonas sp. EM1, 210 nucleotides. The record is from the annotation of a GenBank genome assembly. Lineage: Eukaryota; Euglenozoa; Kinetoplastea; Trypanosomatida; Trypanosomatidae.